AUGACGGACACGCGCUCAAGGUCACCAGGGUCAACCAUUGACGAUGGGAGAUUCUCAGAAAUGGACGACCAGAACGUGACGCAUCCUUCUUCGCCCGUUCGCGCAGAUCCAAGAACGUCCCUACAGCACGUCUUAGGGACUGAUUCGUCGCGGGAUACCCCUCCAUCCAAACCAAGCGCAGACUUGACAGAGGACGAAGAGGCCAGAACUCCCGGUCCCGCCAUCGCAGAUACCCCCACUACGAUCACAGCUGGCACCGGGCGCAAGAAGAAGGAUGCCGCGGCAGGAAAUACACAGCAAAACACUUCGAUAUACAGCGGUAAUAAGGUUAGGCACCUGAAGAAGGAUGAUGGAGAACCACUAUGGCGAAAGGAUAUACAGUACGAUUUUCUCAAGGCGGUGUUCGAGGAUGAUACGGCAUGCUUCACAAACAGCUACGAACCCGAUAACAUUGGCAAGCAGACAUUUGCAAAUUUAUAUAUAGACGCAAUGGCCAGGAGUAGUAAGACCAGCAAGAUUUUGAGAGAUAAGCUGUUGACCGAGCAUGAACCAGCCAAGAAUAUGGCAAUGGUUUGCCUCCUGGUCAACUUGGGUCGCAUGAACACUACUUUAAACUUCUUUCCCGAGAUGCGAGCACAACUUCGAACCUACCAUGCCAUUCCAUCUUUACAAGCACACCAAGACCCAAACUCCUACAAGCAGCUUCAAGAUGCUCCCAGACUCAAAUCAAUACUCAAAGGUGCUUCUGAAGAUAGACCAGAGCCCAACACGCUAGAAAAGAUCAAGGCCCGACAAGUCCCUCGGACAAAUCCCGUCAAUCUUAUAUUCGUUCUGUCACAGUUCGCGCCGAAAGUCACCGAACUUCAUUUCCCCCCAGGUCGAGACUUUUAUGACCUAAUCAUGCGGACAAACUUAUCUAGCGAAUCGAGAGCAAGGGCGUUCUUGUGGUUGAUGUGGUUUUAUCUCGAAUCCGAUUUUACCGAAGAAGGCGCCGACGAGAACGUGUUUGGUGCAGGCGUUGACUAUGAGGUCCAGGUUAGAAACCAGGGCGUCCCUAGAUUCGUACAGCUGAAGCCAGAGGAACAAGAGGCAGAGAACAUUGACAGCCCAGAGGAGCUCGAGUACGGCCACGCUAAGAUGCGAGAAAGAAAACGAAUCAUCGAAGCAGACCAAAUUGCGUUCCAACAAGAGCAUGGCCCACCAAAACGAGGCCCAAAGCCAAAACUACAUUUACCUCCAGAUGAUACUGGCUCUGCACUCAUGGGAAGAAUGCGACCAAAUAACGAAGAGUUUGGUGCUAGUCCCGGAGGAAUGAUGAGUCGGAUGCGGCCCAAAUAUGAGUCCGACCUCGACAGCACUCGCUCUACACCACCGCCUCGAGCCCUUGGUACUAACAUGCGCAUACAAAGCGUCCUUAAUACCGGCGGCAAGGGUCGAGGCUCCUUGAAGCACCAGGUUACCGAAGGAUCCUCGCCUGUAGCUCAACCACUCGAAAAUAUUCCAUCGAUGAGACGCUCACGCCCUUUGACCGCCCACCAACUAGCCGUGGAACGGAACCGCAAUCAGCGCGUUGAUUAUAUUCUGUCUCGCGGCUUAAGGAAGAAGCAUCACCAUUCCAGAAAAGGACGCAAGCAAGAAGGCGCCUUUGUCAGGGCUAUGAGACGUAUCAACAGUGUAAUCGACCCCCUCGAAGACAGCGAAGGCGAAGAACAUUUGCCAAGAAAUCCCGCUCCCUUCAGGGAGAGAGGCUUUGGUGGUCUCGUCCAGCUCGAUAGCGAAGAAGACGAUUUUGGCGAGGAGAUGUCAGCAUAUGCUGCCGCUUUCCGUCGCAUGGAAAGGAGACUCGCUCGCUGGGAUGACCAGAAAGAUCUGAACCUGGGCGUUAUGGGUACGAACCGCGUACCAUUCGCUACGAAUGGGCAUGUUCGAGAUGACGACGAGACUGAGGACGAGGCUCCCUUGGAAGCUUUCCAACCCCGUCGUAAUGGCAAUCUAAGUGAGGGUCUUGACGAUAUUGAUAAAGAGAUCUUGGGCUUAGGUAGUGAGGCGGACGAUGAUGAGGAUCUCAACGAUGAUGAUAAAAUGCUGCUUGGACUUGGGGGCGAGGAGACGGAGGAUGAUAUUAGUGACGGGGCUAUGGAUAUGGAUUAA
This is a messenger RNA of Lachnellula hyalina, 2151 nucleotides long. Its product is annotated as Ino eighty subunit. The transcript is spliced from 2 exons. Gene Ontology annotation, cellular component: Ino80 complex. NCBI's taxonomy places the organism in Eukaryota, Fungi, Ascomycota, Leotiomycetes, Helotiales, Lachnaceae. Bases 1 to 2151 code for a protein of 716 amino acids. The record is from RefSeq and is a predicted model, not a curated record.